This is a messenger RNA of Ostrea edulis (European flat oyster), 9098 nucleotides long. RefSeq names its product G protein-activated inward rectifier potassium channel 3-like. The transcript has 2 exons. Bases 1138 to 2523 code for a protein of 461 amino acids. Gene Ontology annotation, biological process: regulation of monoatomic ion transmembrane transport; potassium ion import across plasma membrane. Gene Ontology annotation, cellular component: plasma membrane. The record is from RefSeq and is a predicted model, not a curated record. NCBI's taxonomy places the organism in Eukaryota, Metazoa, Mollusca, Bivalvia, Ostreida, Ostreidae. Gene Ontology annotation, molecular function: inward rectifier potassium channel activity.
GUUUAUCUCUAGCAGUUCACUGUAAUAUAUGUGUUUACAUAGCUAUAAAUCAAAUAUGUACAGAAUAUAAGCUCACUGGUAUUACAAGUUAAAUCUUGUGGUUCCAUCUCGUGUGUCUUUUCCUCUUACAAAUUUGACAACACUUGUGUGUCUCUGCCUCUUACAAGUCAAGCCUUGCAUCUUACAAGUCAGCUCGGGUGGCCCUGUGUCUUAAAUUUCAGCUUUUGUAGCUCUGCCUUUUACAAGUCAGCUCAUGUUGCACUGCGUCUUACAUGUAAUUUCUUUUGGCCCUGUCUCUAAGACCGCUCCUGUGUGUAUCUUUUACAAAUGAGCUCUUAUGGCUCUGCUUCAACAAGUCAUCUUGUGCUGCUCUGCUUUUUAGGAGUCUCUGCCUCUACAAUUCAACUCUUGUGCAUCCAGCUCUUACAAUUCAACUCUUGUGCAUCCAGCUCCUACAGAUCAACUCUUGUGUAUCCAGUUCUUACAGAUCAACUCUUGUGUAUCCAGUUCUUACAGUUCAACUCUUGUGCAUCCAGCUCCUACAGAUCAACUCUUGUGUAUCCAGUUCUUACAGAUCAACUCUUGUGUAUCCAGUUCUUACAGUUCAACUCUUGUGCAUCCAGUUCUUACAGAUCAACUCUUGUGCAUCCAGUUCUUACAGAUCAACUCUUGUGUAUCCAGUUCUUACAGAUCAACUCUUGUGUAUCCAGUUCUUACAGAUCAACUCUUGUGUAUCCAGUUCUUACAGAUCAACUCUUGUGUAUCCAGUUCUUACAAUUCAACUCUUGUGUAUCCAGUUCUUACAGAUCAACUCUUGUGCAUCCAGUUCUUACAGAUCAACUCUUGUGUAUCCAGUUUUUACAGAUCAACUCUUGUGUAUCCAGCUAUUACAGAUCAACUCUUGGCUGUCGUGGUUGAACUCUGGUGGCCCUGGCUGUUGCAGCUAGCUUGUCUCUGAUGUUUUAAGCAUUACAGAGUCAGUUGCAGCUAGAAAAGAAGAUGACCGUUCUAUUGCUGUGUGUAGGAGUUCAACAGUGGUAGCCAAGAUCAGCAAAAGUGGAGCAGACCAGCAAACACAAAGAGUUCGGCAUUGCCAAAGCUUUGUCUAGCAUUUUCAGACUUCUGCAAACAGUUGUCAUGGAGACAGGAUAUGGACAAAUAAACUCAGAAACCUCAAAUGUGUUGCAGCAGAGUGAUUCACCAGAUUUACUGGACAAUGGAAAACAUAACGUGAAAACGGCCUCCAAUGACUCUUUCUCCGAGUUCAUGACGCGUUGUGCACCCACUGUUCCCAAUGGGCCCACACUCAGCAGGCGGGCAGACCGGCAUUAUUCAAAGCGUAUGCGACGACGACUGGUAUACAAAAAUGGUGAGGUAAACAUUACACAAACAAACAUACGCAAACGUCGCCGACGAUUUCUUGCCGAUAUUUUCACAACUUUGGUCGACAUUAAAUGGAGAUACAAUUUGUUACUCUUUGCUCUGGCAUUCAUUUUGAGCUGGCUCAUAUUUGCAGUGAUUUGGUGGUUGAUCUGUUUUUCACAUGGAGACCUAGAGCAACCAACAAUGAAAAACCCAAAACAUGUACCAUGCGUGAAAGAAAUGCAUUCCUUCACAUCAGCAUUGCUGUUCUCCAUCGAGACACAACAUACAAUAGGGUAUGGUUCCCGGCACACUACAGAGGAGUGUCCAGAGGCCAUCACUGUCAUGAUGAUUCAGUCAUGCUUUGGAGUCAUUUGUCAGGCCAUGAUGACGGGAAUCGUAUUUGCUAAGCUGUCUCGACCAAAAAAGCGAGCAGAAACACUCAUGUUCAGCAAAAAUGCUUGCAUUUGCAAACAAGAUGGGGAACUUUGUUUGCUAAUAAGGGUGGGAGAUAUGCGAAAAUCUCACAUUGUGGAAGCUCAUGUCAGGGCUGUUGUGAUAAAAAAGAAAAUAACUAAAGAAGGAGAGGUUCUGCCUCUCUUUCAGUUUGAUGUAAACUUGGGCUUUGAGGAUGGUAGUGAUCGACUCUUUUUAGUGUGGCCGGUGAUCAUUAGCCACAGAAUUGAUGAAAAUAGUCCAUUUUGGGAAAUGUCUCCUGAGGAUCUGCACAGAGAACAGUUCGAGUUGAUUGUCAUUUUAGAAGGUAUUGUAGAGUCUACUGGAAUGACCACCCAAGCCAGAAGUUCCUACCUUCCAGGGGAAAUCCUCUGGGGACACAGGUUUGAACGCUUGGUCACUUUUCAAAAAGAAAAUGGCCAAUAUCAGAUUGACUUUUCUCGUUUUCACAACACUAUGCCUGUAGACACCCCCCAGUGCAGUGCUAAGGAGCUUGCGGAAAUGGGGGAUAUUUUGCAAGAACAUGCAUACAUUGAUGAAGAUGAAAAUACAUCCAUAUGCUCCCAAAAGCAAGAUGGAUUUCCAAGCCCUUAUGUGAUAAAAAGGCAUGGAGCUGCCCAGACAGACUUUGACGAUGAUCUAGAUUCAAAUGAUAGUUCAAUUCCAAGUCGCAUAGCCACAGAGGAAUCGGAGACGUUGCUAUGACAACUGAAGCAUUUGUAAACCUUUGAAAUAACCAUUUCUCCCUAAGAUUAUGAUGUGUAAGUGGUGCCGUAUUUGCUUCCUGCAGUGAUAUAGAAGCGUGGAGCACAGUCACUACCCAUAGCUGUAUCAUCCAGAUUUCUUCUUUCUUUAGCAUUAUUUGGAAAAAAGAAGGUUGCAUUGAUUUUUGCUUAUUUUGAGGAUGAAAUCUCUUUUUGUCAUGGUGCUGAGUAUUUUAACUGCCAUUUGCAGUGUAUUAGGAUGUGAAAAGUGUUAUAUGUAAAAAUAUCAUGUACUUUUAAGUUUAAUUAUUGAAUACAAUGCUAGAUUUAUUAUAUAUGUUCACUACCUGUUCUUACUAGUCCAGUAGAAUUGUAAAUAUUGUAGGCAGACUUUUUUCACAUGGUACAUAUUUCCACUUAAUUCUCAGUCAUAAAAAAAAUCCAGAGUUUUUUUUACUAGCAAAUUAAAAUGCACUAAAGAUGAUGACUACUAUGCUUAUAAUAGAACUGCACACAAAUCUGAGUUUCGUAUCCAUGGACUUAAUAGAAAAGUGAUUUUAACCUCAUUGAAAAAAGUAUGUCUACUAUAAAUUAUUGCUGUAUAACAUCUUACAAGUGCAGUGAAACUUGUCUGAUCUGGAUAUGAUGGAUACCAUUAAAAAAAUGUGAAGAUUAGGAAUACAGCGGAUUUUCUAGCGACAAGUACUGAAAUCAGUGUUAGGUUUACACAACAUUUUGGUCUGCACAACAUGUGGAAUAGACAAUUGUUCCUGUGUUAUAGAUUUCCUGAUCUAACAAAUAUAGCCCUCUUUCAUAUUGGUCAUUUAGUUUGUUCCUCAGGAGAGUCGCUGAUCAUAUCAUUUUAUGUUCUCUGUCCACACAUUUAUUUUGAAACGCAUAUAUUUGUUUUUCUUUGUGCAAAUAAUUUUAAAGUUUAAAUGUUUAUAUACAUAGAAUGUUCUCUGUCUGCACUUUUUGAGACACAUAUAUUUGUCAUUCUUCAUGCAAAUAAUUUUAAAGUUUACAUUUUUAUAUACACAGAACAACUUGCUUUUAAACUGCCUCUCACAGUGAGCUGGGAUUUAUAACUUGUUAAUUAAUCUCUACACUAGUAUACUGAGAUGUACAUGUAAAGCUGGUAUUCAUAAAGGAAAAAUGCUACAAAGAAGAUUCCCUCAGUAAUUAAUGACGUGUUGUAAGUUGCAGGUGCUUGAUACCACAGUAAGGAAUGUUGUUGUGUUGAGUUGUAAGUUGCAGGUGCUUAUGGGUUGAAUUUGACCAGGUACAGACUGGGAUAGCAAGAAUCAUUGGACUGACCAAGUUUUAUUACUGUAUAUAUAUCCUAUUUUUAUAAUCAGAUGCAUCAAAUUCAGGAAAUCUUUUAAAUCUAUAUGUAUUUGUUUAGAAGUAAAUCAAUUUACAGUGUUUAUUUGGCACAUGACAGUUGAAAGUUUUUUAUGAUUAUAACAAUUGAUAGUACUGAAGAAGCAAAAAACACAGGUGAUAAAUUUUGUAAAUUUUAUUUUUAAGGACAGAUUUUUAAAGCCUCCUAUAUUAGCCAAAACUUGAGUGACAGCACUAUGGUAUGACAAGUUGAGGUUGUGUUUCCUUUGGUUGUUACAUGUGCACUUGUACCAUGCUGUACAAAGUUUCAUUUUCUGCUUUUGUUUCUUACUUUUAGCUCACCUGAACUAUAAGUUUAUUUGAGCUUUUCUGAUCACCUGUUGUCCAUCCAUCUGCAAACUUUACACAUUUUUUACUUCUACUCUAGAAACACUAGACCAGUUUCAACCACUUUUUGGGUAAAGGGCAUACAAAAUUGCUUAAAUGAAGGGUCACACCUUUUUCAAAGGUAUUAUAAGAAAUUGUGAAAAUAUGUUGGCAAUUUUUAAAAAUCCUCCUAAAAAACCAUUGCACCAGAAAAGAUAAAACUUAUCAGAAAGCUUUGUUCUUGAGUGUAGAUUCAAAGUUGUUCAAAUCAUGGCACAUGGAGGUGGGGUGGGGCCACAAUAGGGUAUCUUAGUUUCACAUGGGGAUAUUUAGGAAAAAAUCUUUUGAAAUCAUCUCGAGAACAGCAGGGUCCUGGUUAUUAUAGUCAUGUGGGGUGUUAGAAUGGGCCUCAAUUGGGGAUAAGAAUGAAUAGGAGAAAUCUUUUAAAAGUAUUGUCCUCAAAAGAUAAGUCAUAUCAAUCGAUAUGCCAGGGUCUUAAGGAAAUCCAGAUUCAAGAUUCUUCAAAUCAAUGUUCUGCGGUAUGUUUUGGACACAGUAUCAAUUCAAAGUAUAUGGAGAAAAAAAUGUUUAAAUCUUCUUUUCAAGAACAACAGGACCAUGAUUAGUAUGCAAUCACCCACAGGUAGUGCUGAAACAAGUUUGUUUCAUUCUCUGGCUGGACAGGAAGGGUGGACCAACAAUAGGGGGUCAACAUUUUACAUGGGAAUAUACGUAAACAAAAUCUCAAGAACCUCCAACCAUGUUUAGUCAUUAAUAUGCAAGCAUUCCAAUGUAGUGUACAUUCAUAUUUGAACAAAUCAUGGGCCCUUGGCGGAGAGGGUCUAAUUAUCUCUUUUUUUUCAAGCUAUGUACCCUGAGGUUAGGGUAGAGCUAUCAAAUUUAUUUGAUGCAUAAAUAUAGGGGGGGGGGGUGUUAAAAAUCUCCAGAACAGCAAGGCCAAGGUAGUAAUACUGAUGGUGAAGCAUCCCCAUGUUGUGUGGAUUCAAGUCGUGGAGCUAGGGUGGGGUCAUAAUAUUGGGCCAAAAUUUUUCAUGGAAAUGCAGAGGGCAAAAUGUUGAAAAUCUUCUAAGGAACAGCAGGACAAGUUGACUCAGGUGAGCGUUGUGGCCCAUGGACCUCAUGUUCCUCCUAUUUCAUUCAGUAACUCCAAGGUCUUAUUGAUGGUGCAUGUCUAAACGGAAAUAAUUUAGCGUAAUCAGUAGCAUUGGUCAAGUAAGCACUUAAUCUCCUUCAGUGCAAAAAGUUCAUCUUAUUCCCUAGGGUUCUUCUACGGAGGAACAACUCCUGUCAAGUUAAUAUGACAAUAACUGCAGAGGGUUAUAUUAUUGUUCUUAAAACAGGUUAGCCAUUAUGCUUUAGUGCACAAGUUUCCUUAUCUAGGUAGUUAUUUCCUGUGUGCAAGACAAAAAAUUACAAAUGUGUUCAUAUGAUUCAUUUAUCAGAAUAUUCAAAACUAUUAUAAGCAUUCUCUUGAUUGUAUUUUUUCCAUAACAUGUAGAGUUUGAUAUUUUUCAAUGUACAUGAAUUAUUUUAUGAGAUUAAUAUUUCUAGAGUGUAUUAAUUUGUCAACCUUUUAUUAUUCUUUUAUCCUAGAUUUUAAAUAUUUCAUGUAUCUUUUUGUUUCAGAAAUAUUAAUUCCCAGAUAUGUGUGCCAUGGUGUGGUGCUGUUUCUCACACAUUAUUUGAUGUUUUUUGUCGGAUAUUUUGGGUUACCCUGUAUGUGUAUGUGUAUAUAUAUAUAUAUAUAUAUAUAUAUGGUAAAUACCUGAGGGCAUGAACUGAGCCACUUUACGUCAGCAUACUUCACGAAGUGCAUUGUACUUGAUGAACAGUAGGCUGGCAUGAAGCAUCACUGGUCAUACCAUCAGGUGUUCUCAGAAAGUGAAUUUUAUUUUUUCGUAUUUACUUUCAUUUCUAUUGGAAUAUUCCCAGCCGUAAAAAUAGUCACACUAUAUUUAUCAAGAAUCAUAUGCACAUUGUUCACAUUCAUGUAUUAAUGAGGAUAUGAUCGUAAAAAUAGUCACACUUUAUUUAUCAAGAAUCAGAUGCACAUUGUUCACAUUCAUGUAUUAAUGAGGAUAUGAUUGGUAAAGAUAUUGGAAGGUAAUAACAUUCGAAAUGUGUGGGUGGGUUUGGAGAGGGUUUUUUUGGGGUUUUUUUUUACAUAAAAGUAUAAUUUCAUUUAUAUAUUAAUGAAAAAUGAUGAAUAGAUCAGUUCAUUAAUUGAUGAUGGAAUAGAUUUUUAUCAGUGAUUUUGGAAAGAAAAUAUAUCAAAUUGAGUUUAUUGAUAGAACAUGCAUCUAUUUAAGAUAAUUCUGAAAAAAUUUUAUGUUUGUAUUUUAUUUACCAGUAUAGACUAGAUUUGCACAGAUUUUUAUCUUUGAUACCCGAUAUCAAAAUGUUUGAGAAACAGGAACUAACCAUUUACCACAUAUAUCAUACAUUGUUGGGUUUUUUUCUUAUGGUCAUAAUAUACUUUAGUGAUCCAGUAGAAUUUUUAUUUUUGAAAUUAAUCAGGAAAUGCAAAAUAUUUACGCCUUGUUUUAUUAUGUACAUGUAUUUACACUCUAGUGGAUUAAUUCUUAUUUGCAAUGCUGGUCUCAAAUUUGAUGAUAUAUUUUAUGCAUAAUACGUACAUAUCCGUGAAUGAAGGAAGAUGCACUUGUAUUCACAUAGAGAUAUAAUAUGCGUACUUUUUUAAUAUAUACUUGUGUCGGUGUGAUUGUUUUAUACAAUUAUUAUUAAUUCUUACAGAAUCUCAACAUUUUGACUUGUUACCAUGGCAGUUGCUAAAUUUGUGAAAUGGCGUAUCGUUUGGACUCAUUUGUCUACUUAAUGACUGUUUCUUUGGUUUUAUCAAACUUGAUGCCAUGUUGAUGUGUGAUAAAGAUAUUUCUUAUGUUGUAUUUUAGACUAUUGCAGAAUCAGGGGGGUAGAAAAUGGGUCUAGAUUUUUCAUUAUAUGAUACAUCUAUUGUACAUAUGUAUUAACUUCAUUGUGUUGCAAUACUAGCUGCUUACUCAAUGUUUUGAGCAAAAACAAGUAAGAAAAAGAAUAGAUUUAGUUUUACAAGGUAAUAUUGUACUUGUUCUGCACAAGUUGUCAUAGGUUUUGGUUCAUCAUUAGAAGUCAUUGUUCAUCUCUUCCUAUUUGCUUACAAAAGAUUAUUUUCAAUAUGUUUUACAAUAGAUACAAAUGAUACAGUGCUGUGAUGCUCUCUUUAUGAUAAUUCCCUUCAUGCUUAUGAUUUUUCAUGGAACAAAUUACAGCUAUCUUGUUAUAAGCAGUUAUAUGUUUUGAAGUUGACAAAUGAAUAAGAAGCAAACUUAUGAUACACUUACAAUAUGAUACACUUACAAUAUAAUACAUUUACAAUAUGAUACACUUAAAGAUAUGAUACACUCACAAUACAAUACAUUUACAAUACAAUACACUUACUAUAUGAUACACUUACAAUACAAUGUAUUUACAAUAUGAUACACUUACUAUAUGAUACACUUACAAUAUGAUACACUUACUGUAUGAUACACUUACUAUAUGAUACACUUACAAUAUGAUACAUUCACAAUAUGAUACACUUACUAUAUGAUACAUUCACAAUAUGAUAAACUCACAAUAUGAUACACUCACUAUAUGAUACACUUACAUUAUGAUACACUUACAAUAUGAUACAUUUACAAUAUGAUACACUUACAAUAUGAUACACUUACAAUAGGAUAAACUCACAAUAUGAUACAUUCACAAUAUGAUACACUUACAAUAUGAUACAUAUACAAGGGAUCCAUUGAUGCCCAUACAAUAUAUAUCAAAUCCUUGAAAGAAUUUACUUAGUGGCCUUUUUUUGUGAAGUGUUUUUUAUUUGAUACAACCCCUUAAACUUUCUUGGAGAUAAGACUUCUACAUGCAUGAUACCAUGGUUGCUCCGAGAUUUGAAGAAUGCUUAUUUUUUCGUUAGACCAUGUUUUGUUGCUUUUUGGUGCUAGCCAAAUGUUUUCCAUUUUCUAACCUUUUUAUCUUCUCUUGUAUUGCAAUUUUUACACUGCAAGUCCCCAAAAAAAUCCAUACUGAAUAUAAAAGUCAUGGAAUGUAUUUACUACCAGUCUUUUGUAUGAAAGUUUUUAUAUAUCAUUUAAAAAUAUUUGAUCUUUUCGUGUUUUAUAUAAUUGUUUUCUGUUUUCCAUAUUUAUAGAAUAAUCUGUUUUAACUAACCACACUAAAGCACGUGAUGCAGUACCUGCUGUUUUGGUAGAGAAACGGGUGUUUCCGUGCUAUUUCACUGGACUUUCAACAUGUAAGGACAGAAUCCUUAUAAAUUUAAGUCCCAGACCCAAAUUGAUAAUUUGUUUCAGUUACAUAUUAACAUACUAGAAAACACAUAGGAACUACUCUCUUUUUUUUUCUUAACUUUCGUUUUUUAGUUUACAAUUUCACACUAAUUUUGAUCUUGGGAACAAGCAGAAGAGAGUUAAACUGUUCCUAUCCUUGAAGGACAGGAGGAGUUAAGGUUCUUUGAUAAUGGUAGCAAAUUACAUGGAGCAUGGGAACAAAAUUUGGGAAUAAUUUCUAGGUGGAAAAAUUAUGAGGAAUCCUGCCAAAAGUAAGAAUGUAUUUUUAAAAAAAUAUUUAAUACAUACUUGCCAUACUUAUCAUUUUGCUUACUUUAGUAAUACAAGAAAACACAUAGAUAGUAAUCUGUUGUUGACUGUGGGAACUAGUGCUGGGUCUCUGAAUGAGUUAUGAUGAUGUAGAAUUAUAUUGUAUUGAAUUUCAGUUGGAAAAAAAAAUGAGAUUGAUAUUUUCUCAUUCUUGUGUGUAUGUUUGAAGAAUAAAUGUAAAUAAAAUAUU